Molecule: messenger RNA, 2766 nt
Organism: Mangifera indica (mango)
Lineage: Eukaryota; Viridiplantae; Streptophyta; Magnoliopsida; Sapindales; Anacardiaceae
Product: G-type lectin S-receptor-like serine/threonine-protein kinase CES101
Exons: 7
Coding region: 126-2483 (785 amino acids)
Biological process (GO): protein phosphorylation
Molecular function (GO): protein serine/threonine kinase activity; ATP binding
Source: RefSeq, a predicted model, not a curated record
CCAUUGACUGAUAGACUUCUUAAAUUUGUGCAUAUCAAGUUCCUUUCCACACUGUAAUUCAUUGCAAGAGCCUAAAAUCAAUUCAUAUAGCAUGUUCUGGGUAAUCUGUUCUGCAUCAUCAAUUCAUGGCUAGUAGGGGAAGAAAUCACUUUCUUUUUAGCUUUUCGUGCCUCGUUUUUCUAUCAGGGUUUUCUCAUUCCUCCACGGACAGGCUAGUACCGGGCCAACAGCUCAAAGAUGGGGAUCAGCUAGUUUCAGCCUUUGGGAAAUUCAGCUUGAAAUUCUUUAGCCCUAAAGAUGUGGAGAAGCGUUACUUAGGAAUACUCUACAAAGGGGAUAAGCCCGUGUGGGUUGCAAACAGGAACACCCCAAUCUUAGAUGAAUCUGGAAGUCUUACAAUAGAUAGCAGCGAUGGGAAUCUGAAAAUUUUUUACCAGGGAGGAGAUCCUUAUUCCAUAAGUUGGGUUCAAGGAGUGACAAUUGCUAGUACUGCUACUCUACUGAAAACUGGGAAUCUUGUCCUACAAGAGAUAAAUUCAAAUGGAUCGAUGGGACGGAUGCUAUGGCAAAGCUUUGAUUAUCCGACUGACACACUUUUACCUGGGAUGAAACUUGGAAUCAACUUGCAAACCGGGCAUAAAUGGUUUUUGCAGUCAUGGAUUAAUGAAAUCUCUCCUGCCCAAGGUUCCUUUACCCUUGGUAUGUGUUCGAAUUUCACAAACAAGCUGGCUAUCUGGUGGCGAGGGGAAGUCUACUGGACUGGUGAGCUCUGGUUAAAUGAGCAAUCAAUUUCCUCGAAUUCUUGGAAUGUUGAAAACUAUGAAUUUAGAUUAGUUGCAAACGAACAUGAAAAAUACUUCACUUACUUUAUAACUGGACCUGGAGAUCCAUUUUUCAUGCCGAAAAUUCAACCGGACGGAAGCUCAGAGUUUCGAGGGCAUUUUUUAAACGAAAAAGUUUUUCAGAAAGAUCCUCUAUGCAGGUCAGAUGCUCUGUCUUUUGAAAGUAAAUACGGUUUCAUGUCUGGCUAUGGACUCAAGUUCAAAGAAAGUGAUAACAUGAGCCAUAUUGAUUGUGAAAUGAAAUGCUGGAAUAAUUGUUCUUGCUUCGCCUAUAGUACCACACAUCUCAGUUGUGAGAUUUGGGGCAGGGAAGCAAAUUUUAUAGAAUCUUACGAGGGAGUUCUCUAUACACGGCAUAUACGCAUCCUUCGAGAGAAACAGAAAGAAUACUAUACUGUUGCCUAUACUGUUGCGAAAAACAAGCGCCGGUUCCCAUUAAAAGUUGCAGUAGGAGCAGCUAUAUUGGUUUUCCUCAUGUGCUACUCAAUUUAUUUCAUAUGGAGGAUAGUCAUACCAAAAGUCCUCAGCAAAAGAAAGCGAAAGAAGCUCUUACGUAUGCUUCGACAGAGAAUUUUACUUAUCACCCCAUAUGGGAAAAAGAAAAGAGAAGAAGAAGGUCAUGGCAUAGGCCAUGAGCUGAAAAUAUUUGAUUUUCAAGUCAUUUCAGCAGCUACAGAAAAUUUCUCAGCUGACAAUAAGCUAGGGGAGGGUGGUUUUGGUCCAGUUUAUAAGGGUCAAUUACCAGAUGGACAACAAGUGGCAAUAAAAAGACUCUCUAGAAGAUCAGGUCAGGGAAUUGUGGAGUUCGAGAAUGAAGCUAAAAUCAUUGCAAAACUCCAACACACUAAUCUUGUAAGGCUUUUGGGAUGCUGCCUUCAUGAAGAAGAAAGGAUUUUAGUUUAUGAGUACAUGCCUAACAAGAGCUUGGAUUUCUUUAUUUUUGAUUCUAACAGGAAGAACCUAUUAAAUUGGAGGAAGCGUUUCAGCAUAAUUGAAGGGGUUGCCCAAGGACUUCUUUAUCUCCAUAAAUAUUCAAGACUAAGGGUGAUCCAUAGGGACUUGAAAGCAAGCAACAUUUUACUAGAUGAACAAAUGAAUCCAAGAAUAUCUGAUUUUGGCAUGGCUAGAAUCUUUCACGUAAAUGAGUCAGAAGCAAACACAAGGAGAGUUUGCGGAACGUAUGGCUAUAUGUCUCCAGAAUACGCCAUAAAUGGCACUGUUUCAACUAAAAUUGAUGUGUUUAGCUUCGGAGUCCUGGUACUUGAAAUUAUCAGUGGUCAGAAGAACAAUAGGUUCUAUCACACAGAGCGGCCACUCAACCUUUUAGGAUAUGCAUGGCAGCUGUGGAAGGAAGGAAAGAGUUUGGAGCUAAUAGACCAAAAGCUGGGCGCAUCAUGUUCUCCUAACGAAGUUCUAAGAUGCAUUCAUGUUGGUUUAUUGUGCGUACAAGAUCAGGCAAGAGAUAGGCCGACAAUGUUUACUGUGGUUUCUAUGCUUACAAAUGAAACUAUGCUUCUUCCGGACCCCCAAAAACCAGCAUUCUUCAUCAAUGUUACCGAUGAAGAAUUGCAUGUUCCUGAAAACAAAUCAGAAAAUUGUUCCAAUAAUGAUGUAACAAUUUCAGUUAUGGUAGCAAGAUGAUGAGUUAGUAAAUUUAUUAUCUGAGCUUCCAUGUUAAUUUUUCGAGCUUUAAAGGCGUGAUAGAACCUCCUCGUGAAAGUUGAUCCUAGAACCAGCACUAGUCCGUGCCUGAUGAUGCGGGAAAUUGCACCAACGUUGCAAUCCGGAGAUAUAGAUGUUAUUGGCAAAUUAUGAACAUUUGAUAUCAUAAUAGUUUUUUGUUUGUUCUCUCAAAAAUCUGUGCACACAUGUUAUAUUUUGUGAUUAUAUAUUAAAUAUAAAUCUUAUCUGACACCUAUUAUUA